AACUUUCAGGUCCCUCCAUAAAAAAAAGCCACGAAAGCUCCAUGAGUCGACCAAGUUCUCUGCUUGUUAUGUAAGCUGUAACCAAAGAACAACUUCUUUUCUUUCUAUCAUUUCCGAAAUGACCGAACUUUGUUAUCUCUUCCUCUGUUUACCCAAUCUAAAUACCCAUCAUAAAAGCUGAAACUGGAACUGAAACUUACAGAAUUGUUUCUCUUUCUUUCACGAAGGGAUAGAGAAGGUUAUUAUGUUGUGAUCACCGGUGUGAUAAGAGCUCUUCUUUCUGAUUCCUGCAAGCUAUGGCGAUGGAUUCGGUUAAUGGGUUUGGCCACCACUGCAAGGAGACGACGGCGUCGUUUAAGAGCUGGGCGCAGCAGACGGAGGAGAGUUAUCAGCUCCAGCUGGCUCUGGCGCUGCGGCUUUCUUCGCAGGCUGCUUCUACCGGUGAUCCCAAUUUUUUAUUUUUUAAUCCGGAUGAGAAUCGAGAAAGUGGCUCGUCUUCUGGUUCUGCAGAGGCUUUGUCUUAUCGAUUCUGGGUACAUGGCUGUCUGUCAUACUAUGAUAAUUUUCCAAAUGGCUUUUAUCUGAUCCAUGGGAUGGAUCCAUAUACGUGGUCUAUAUGUACUGACCAGCCAGAGAUUAGCCAAAUCCCAUCAUUGGAAUCACUGAAGUCUCUCGAUCCUAGUGAUGAUUUGUCAGUGAAUGUGGUCUUGAUCGAUAAAUCUAAGGAUCCUGGUCUGAGAGAAAUACAAAAUCGGGUACUUAGCCUUUCUAAUUCCUGGGUCACUGUAAGAGAUGUUAUCCAUCAGCUAGCAAAUCUUGUCUGUAACUACAUGGGGGGUACAGUCUCUCCUGUUGAAGAUGGUCUUGGAAGACGCUGGAGUGAGUGCACCAAAGUUCUGAAGGACCGCUUUGGCUCGGUUGUACUCCCACUUGGAAGCUUAUCCAUUGGCCUCUGUGUCCACCGGGCAUUAUUGUUUAAAGUUUUGGCAGAUAUGGUCAAGUUACCAUGUCGAAUUGCUAAGGGCUGCAAAUAUUGUAGAAGGGAUGAUGCUUCCUCCUGUAUUGUGCAAUUCAUCGAUAGGGAAUAUUUGGUUGAUUUGUUUGGAGACCCAGGAGCCUUGAGCCAGCCUGAUUCCUUGCUCAAUGGUGCAUCUUCAGUCUUAGUUUCUUCACCGUUAUGUCAUCCGAGGUUUAAACAAGCUGAAAGUGCUAUGAACUUCUGCGCAUCAGCCAAAACGUAUUUCUUUGACAAACUUUCACAUAAGCUUGAAUUCAAUGAUGGUCCCUCAGGUACUGCUAUUAACCAAGAGGUCAAAACUGGUUCACAGCUCAGUGAAACUUCUGAUAUAAAACAUUUUAACCAGAAAAGCCGAUUAUCGAAUAAUAAUCAGCCUUUUCUACAGAGGGCUGCUUGGAGUUUCAUGCGUAAUAAGGAUAUGCAAAUUCAAAACUUAUCUAACCUGUUUCCUAAAGUUGUCAACUUUGCACAAUUGGUCAAAGGUCCCAGCUUGCCAAGUUUGGCUGUAUCUAUUGGGUCUAGUCCAAUGCCAAAAAUUGCUGUCAAUUUGGAGUGUAUGGAAGCGAAUCAAGCAGCAAUAAGUAAAUCAACUAGUGGACCUUCUCUGAAAGAGGAAGAUUUGGAUAUUCCAUGGAGUGAAUUGAUAUUAAAGGAGAAUAUUGGAGCAGGUUCUUUUGGAACUGUUCACCGUGCAACUUGGCGUGGAUCAGAUGUUGCUGUCAAAAUUCUUAUGGAGCAAGAUUUCCAUGCUCAGCGUGCCAGUGAAUUUUUAAGGGAGGUUGCCAUGAUGAAGCGAAUGCGGCAUCCAAACAUAGUUCUCUUCAUGGGUGCUGUUACUCAGCCCCCAAACUUGUCCAUAGUUACAGAGUAUUUAUCAGAAGGGAGCUUGUAUCAUCUUCUGCGGAUGCCUAAUGCUGGAGAAAUACUUGAUGAGAGGCUUCGCUUAAAUAUGGCUUAUGAUGUGGCAAAGGGAAUGAAUUAUCUUCACCAACUUAGGCCUCCGAUUGUUCAUCGUGAUUUGAAGUCCCUCAAUCUGUUAGUGGACAGUACAUAUACAGUUAAGGUCGGCGAUUUUGGUCUUUCCCGUUUAAAAGCAAACACAUUUCUUUCAUCAAAAACAGCAGCUGGAACUCCGGAAUGGAUGGCGCCAGAAGUACUCCGUGAUGAACCUUCGGAUGAGAAAUCUGAUGUUUAUAGUUUUGGUGUAAUAUUGUGGGAACUUAUGACACUGCAACAACCUUGGGUUCAUUUAAAUGCACCACAGGUUAUUUAUCUUACUCCUCAGAACUAGUAACCCGUAGAAAAUUUGAUAUUGGUCGUCUUGAUGGUUAAUUGCUUAUGAACUUAAAAUUUGAUAUAAGGAAGCUCCUUCCAGUCCAAGAGACUUUAAUGCAUGGUUUAUAUCUCUUCUCCUGAUUUCAGUAUACUUCUUCCUUAAUGAAAAGAGAUGGUUUUACAUAAAAGAGAACCUAAAGAAGGUAUAGACACAAUAAAAUAGAGCAGAUGCAUCAAUUAUAAAGAGUCUAGGGUUCUAAAUUUUAGUGUCAUUAACCAAAUAGCAGUACCAUUCUAAAAGCUUCAUCCCUGCAAUGUUAUGCGAGAAGUUGUAAGAACAUCAGUUGUGUUGCCAUUUGUUUUAUUAUUUCAUAUAGAAUUCUUUUAGUAGUAUUUUCUUCUAUUGUAAUUGUUUACAAUAAAUAUUCUUUUUCGGCAUUCAAAUCUGCAUUCUGGCACCUAGUAAGGCUCGCUCUUACAUUUCCUGUUUAUCCAUUUGAUGGAUAGUGUUGUUCCAUGUUCUAGAGAAGUUAUUCAUGCAGCAUAGAAGCCACCAGUGAGAUUUUUUUUUCCAAAA
Molecule: messenger RNA, 2870 nt
Organism: Carica papaya (papaya)
Lineage: Eukaryota; Viridiplantae; Streptophyta; Magnoliopsida; Brassicales; Caricaceae
Source: RefSeq, a predicted model, not a curated record